AUGGCAUCAUCAUCAUCAUCAUCAUCCUAUUUGCUCCUCCUCCUCCUCAUUAAUAUCCUUGAAUGCCUCCUCCUCGCGCACUCGGUUCCUUACGACUCGUCGUUUAAUCCCGAGUGUUUGGCAACUCCUCCAAAGCCUCUAUACAAUGGAGGGAUGGUGGUAAACUCAGAAUUCAACCAAGGACUAAAGGGGUGGAGACGAUUCGGAGAAGCGAAAGUGGAGCACAGAAUAUCUUAUUCUGAGGAGGAUGGAUUAAACAGUUACAUUGUAGCCACGGAGAGGAAACAAUCGUAUCAUAGUUUCUCGCAGAAGUUCUAUCUUCAGAAAGGAAAAAUCUACACUUUCUCAGCUUGGGUACGAACGAGCCAUGAAAAGGCUCCCGUGGCGGCGGUUUUCAAAACAAAAAGGGCGGACUACAUAAAAGCGGGUUGGGGCAUGGCUGUAAGCGGGUGCUGGAGCAUGAUGAAAGGCGGGUUACACGUGAAUGCCUCUGGCUCGGCCCAUCUCUAUUUCGAGUCCGAAAAUACAGACGUUGAGAUUUGGGCAGAUAGCAUUUCGUUGCAAUCGUUCACCCGUGAAGAGUGGAAAUCUCACCAACAACAAAACGUGGAAAGAAGCUGGAAAAAGAUUGUGAAAUUCGAGGUAUUGGACAAUGAGGGAUUUCCGGUGGAGAAUGCGACAGUGAGCAUAAGCCAGCUCUACCAUAAUAUCCCUGUGGGCUGCGCGAUCAACCAAAACAUCCUUGGAAACCAGGCCUACCAAGACUGGUUCACAUCAAGAUUCUCGUACACGGUGUUUGAAAACGAGAUGAAAUGGUACUCCACCGAGCAAUCCCAGGGCGUGGAGAACUACGCGGCGGCGGACGCCUUGCUCCAGUUUGCACAAAACCACGGCAUUUCUGUGCGAGGCCACAAUAUUUUGUGGGACGACCCCAAGUGUCAGCCCAGUUGGGUCCCUGGACUCUCUGGAGAGGCCCUGUGGGGGGCGGCUAACCGGAGGACUGAAUCGGUGAUGAGUCGAUACCAGGGGAAGUUGAUCCAUUGGGACGUGAUGAACGAGAAUCUGCACUCCCACUUCUAUGAAGACAAGUUGGGACCCUCUGCUUCGACUAAUUUCUACCAGAAGGCGCGCAAGUUAGACGGGCAGGUGACCCUUUUCAUGAACGACUUCAACACAAUCGAGGAACCCGGAGACUAUGCAUCCUCACCGGCUAAUUACGCGCAGAAGAUACAGGGUUUGAAGGCCAGUGGAGUAACCGGUUUAGGUAUCGGGCUGGAGGGCCAUUUCGCACACCAAGAGCCCAACCUUGCCUACAUUAAGGCUUCGAUAGAGACGCUUGCGGCCCAGGGGGCGACCAUUUGGGUCACGGAGCUGGAUGUCGCGCAGGGGUACAACCAGGCAACGUAUCUAAGCAAGAUUAUAGACGAGCUUCAUUCCAACCCGGCCGUGCAGGGGAUCAUGUUCUGGUCCGCUUUCAGUCAGCAGGGCUGCUACCAAAUGUGCCUUACCGACGGUAAUUUCAACAACCUGCAAACAGGGAAUGUCGUUGAUAACUUUCUUAAUCAGUUGAAGCAUGCGUAUGAUUCUAUGUCCGGAACUACAGACUCGAAUGGCUUCUUCCAAAAGUCCCUUUACCAUGGUAAGUAUGAGGUCAGGAUAAGUCGCCCGGAUCGACAUGGUCAAGAUGAUGUACAACAUAUUCAUGUCCUGCCACAACAACAACAUCAUCAUCAUCGUCAAAAUUUUGAUGAUGAUCACAGGCCAUACCAGCUGCAUACAGUUACUCUCGCCCCUACUACUGCUAAUAAUCACAAUUAA
Molecule: messenger RNA, 1818 nt
Organism: Striga hermonthica
Lineage: Eukaryota; Viridiplantae; Streptophyta; Magnoliopsida; Lamiales; Orobanchaceae
Source: the annotation of a GenBank genome assembly